Molecule: messenger RNA, 7185 nt
Organism: Anopheles marshallii
Lineage: Eukaryota; Metazoa; Arthropoda; Insecta; Diptera; Culicidae
Exons: 6
Coding region: 1-7185 (2394 amino acids)
Source: RefSeq, a predicted model, not a curated record
AUGAGCUCGAAAGGAAAACGAUCGUCUAUUUUGAAAAAACAGCAAAAGCUACCAUCCACCGAUGGGCGUGUUAGCCCCGUAGCAUCGCUGCCCAGCGCCCUGUUUAAGAGCAAUAGAAAAAUAGAAUUUCAUCGCAAAAAAUCCAUCAAGGAAUUUCUGGUAGGUGAGGAUGUGGACACUAUCUGGGGAAAUUCGUACGAAGUUUCCACCGACGGUACUCCGUCCAGUGGGUUCGAGGACGCCACACUAGCCAACAGCACCUGCCGAAGUACACCGGAUGAACAGAACAAGGAAAACCUAUCGGUAAACCAACAUUCCACGGUGGAUAAUUCGGUGCGACGCAACUCCAUCAAUACCACCAACACAAGCUGGGAUCUAUCGAUCACGAUAGCGGACGAAGAGAGGCGAAAAAUACGUGGCGAAACGUCAGUAGUUUUCUCGCAGAGCCUUAACACGACCGAACGAUUGCUGGUGGAACCGUUUGCGACACCGCAGGUUCCUACCGAAAAAGUUAAGCCUCCAUUGAAUGGUUUGCAGGUGGACAAUAACGACGUGCAGGCAAUGGAUAUAAGUCCAAUCAAACCGAACAUCAAUCCGUCGCCAAGAAAAUUGAUAUACACCUUCCCGAAACAGGGCAUGUUUGUGGAAAUUAAUGAUGUUCCGGAUGGGAACCCAGCUGAACAAAAUGUCAAGAAUGCUUCUUUAAGCACAGCUCAACGAGAAAAUCAGAAAACACCGAUUCAUCCAUCGUGGCGCACCGGAACAUCCACAACGAGUAGUCAGUCAGCUCUUCUAGGUGGCAGCUCAUACAACGUAUCGGAAACGUGGAAUUCACACCCGCACGGUGCUCACGGAGACCUGGCUAACGUUAGUUCCGACGUGGAUACUACGAUCGCUCUCACAAACGCCAUGACGAAGGUGCUUCAAUCGCGUUCGAACGAAUCGAUUCAGAAAGCAACUAAUAUGGAACUGGACGAGUCGACUACCACACUACCGACAAACGCGCUGGCGCGUGCUAGACCUUCAUUUUUACCAUCUAACCAACAUCCAGCGGAUGAAUCACAGGAUGUGCUCGAACGAACGCCGAUAAACGGUAAGCAGGAGAGCAGCACAUUUCUACCAGCUGGUCACACAUGCGAAGACACACAGUCGGCAGAUAUAUCUUCACCAGUGGAAGGACAUAUACAGCGCAAUAGCUUGUCCCUCGAUAACCUUUCCAUUUUGACCGAUACGAAAGAGGAGAACACAAAUAAGAUCGGAUUAGUGCACCAACAGCUCAAAGUAGACGAGUCUUCUGCGGAGUGUAAACGGGAAGGUAUUCCGAUAGAUUUUGGUUUGUCUAGUUUGAGCUUAAAUCUCCGACCGAGCUCGCCUGAGAUACCGGUGGUUGUUAAACCAAGAAUAUUACGUCCUACCCUGCCAUUAAGUAUGCUUGAAACUGCAAAAGACGUGGAUGAGAGUAAGAAAACAGAUACAAAAGACGAAUACGAUCGUAAUCGAUCGGCAAAGCGUACCCUCGGUAUGGUAUCCAGUCAACGGCAAAAGGUUACCUGUGAGGAUCUUAAAGAAACGGAAGUCGGCAGUAAGAAAUCGCUUGUGGCCAUGGACAUCUCAACUAGACGGCACACCAACAAACCAUCGCUAGCUACAGUCCAUUCGAGAACGACCGUUGAUAUGGUAGAAUCUUCUAAACAGUCAAAGGACUAUCGCUCCACAAUUUACCAUUCGUACGACAUCGAUAUCGAUCGUGAGGUGUUGCAGGGACAAAACUCUGCAAAACAACGCCAUCGACAAACGGUUCUGUGUGAUGCGGAAAUGGACCUAACAACUCACGUUUCUGCAGUUGUUAAAUCAUCUAACAAUGCUACUAGACGGACCAAUCUCGUGCCGGAACCGCUACAGGAUGACACGGCACAAAUACAACGAACUUCGGAAAGAAAUAAGCGCGAAACGGUGCUUGGUGCAAUUCCGAUCGAUGAUUCCACCGAUUGCUCCCCGCAUUCACCAGAGACAGCGCUCAAAAACUAUCGAAAAACUGUGUACCCGUUGGACAGAAUGAAAGAAGAUGUUCCGGUUGUACCACCGACGAAUGACUCUGAUCGUAAAACGAUCAUUUGUAAUGACAGCAUGGUAGUAGACGUGUAUCCAGCAAUGAACGCCAGAGCUGGUCCUGAAUCUUCAAUUUCAUGCGUUGUUUAUGGCCGAAAUGUUGACGAGCUGUCCAUUCACGCCGCACACGGAAACAAUGCUGUGGAUAUGAAAUUCGGUCGUCCCACUACCUUCCAGCCGGAACAGUGUGAUGAAUCUGCUCAGAUUGUGUCCGAUCGCGAAACCUUAAUGCAGGAGGAAAAUAUGAUUGUAUCGGAGGGAGCUACAAGUGCAAAGGAUAGAAGACAACGUUUUACGACACACAUUGCACAUUCGAUGGAAGAAGAUGAAAAAUCUACCGUUAAUAGGGAGAAAAAGAAUGGCACAACACCUUCGCUGUAUCAUUCACGGAAGAGUAUCUUCAAUGCGGAAGAAAUGGAGUUAACUUUAGUGAAAGAAUCGAAUACGACGGCCCUGCCCGAGAAUGACCAUGCUGAUCAGGAAGGUAUGGAUCUUCAUAAAACUCACCGUGAAGAUGAUAAAGCGUACUUUAUUCAAUCACGUCCCCAGUCAAGAAUUCCUAGACUAACAUCCCAUCUUCAAGAGGAUAUGCAGGAUAUUCAGCGCGAGGUAAACCGGCCAAGAUAUUCCAUUUACGAACGGGAAGAUAUGGACGUUUCAAAAUUAGACUGCGGGACAACCAUAAAUGAAGCAUACCCAGAAGAUCGUUCGAAUGCGAAACUGGAAGAGGACAAAAAGAAGAAUUCGUCUAUUCAUCCAAUGGGUCAGCAUAAAUCAAGAUUUUCCAUCUACGAACAUGAGGCCAUGAACGCUACCAAUAUUUGUGAGGAUCCACGCAUUGAAUCCCAAUUCCAUUACCCCGACCAGGAACCGAAAUCGAAGCAAGAUGGAGACAAAAGCAUCACCGUCCGCGAGACACACUCCACGAAUGCUCGAAUUGGUUUAAUCGACAUGGAAAUAGAGCAACGGGUAAUACAAACUGAACCGAAAGAAAGCGCGCAUCGGAAAGAUGUGACAACUUUAACGCACAUUGGCUGUGCCGAUUUGGACGACGAGAUGCAGAACAACGUUACUAACUACAAUACAUUUUUGGAACACCAUGAAACGUCUCACGGAAUGCAAGUGCAACAAGUACACCAUACAGACCAAUUGCACUUGGAGAAAGCAUUCAAUUCUACGCGUCUAUCGAAAGCAUACGAAAAAGAUAUUGUUUCCAAGUCGGUCAUUCCUUCGAGACCAUCAUCCUAUCUGGUAGAGGCAAUGGAUGAAACUAAUGCUCCUUAUUAUGCAUCAUCAUCAAAUGCUAGACAGACUAAUUUCUCGGAGCGAAAGACGUUUUCCAACACUCGUUUAGAUUCUUCGAUGCACAUGUCACCGGUAGAUGACAACAGUGGUAAAUCAACACUGAGACAGAACGCAAGACAAUCGAGCUACUAUCCCGAAGAAAUGGAAAGUACACCGACGACAGGGCAGAAGAAGGCGUUGGCUGGUCGUAAAACUUGCAUCGAGUCUUUUAGUUUGCGAAAAUCGGAACUGCAAAGAAUCGCACAACAGGGUAAUGCUUUCGAUAUGGAGGGUAUUUCGGUGCUCGAGAGUGAUCCAACUGAUUCGAAGCUGGAAAAGUACGUUACGGUACAAACGCAAGCGACAAGCUGUAGCUCGAAAGAGUUGGAUGGGAAUAUGAUUAAAUCUGUGGUUGCGACUAUGGAAACGCAGCCCAAAGGACUCCCAAGCAGUCGUUUGUCUGUUUAUGAUGCAGCGGCUAUGGUGGAGGAAACAGUACCUAUUAAUGCCCUUAGACUAAAGCAAGGACAAAUACCAGCUCUGGACCGCUAUGAAGGUGUGACAAGCAAAGAGCGUAAGAGCAACGAUUGUAUGGAUGAAACGAUCGUACCGGAGAACAUACGGGUGGAACGCGAUUUGAAGUAUGAUAUCCACCAAUCGAGCAGCCGUGUUGGUAGCACUGGAAAUGCAUCGCCGCUCAUGUGUAUUGCGGAACAUCCUUCCAUUAUAGGCCAGCAUCAGGCACACGAUCGUGGUACACUAUAUGGCACUGAAGAAAUAAUGGAACUGACGACAGCAUCGCGCAAAUUGACCGAAUCUGUCCAAGAUAAGAGAAAUAGACAAACAAUCCAUCAACCAGCCAACAUGGAUUUGACCACGGUCGGUCGAGAGACUGUGACUGCACCACCACAGCAAGUAUUUUCCCAACGUGAAACGAUCUACAAUGUCGGAGCGAUGGAAGAAACUCCGCCGCAUGGUGGUUUUCAUUCGGUAAAAGCCACCAACACUAACAAGCAGUGUCUUCCCGAGCCAGGACAACGAUCGGUUAUUGCCGAACGGCCGUAUCGACGUCCGCGACAGACAAUUUUAAUACCGCAGGACAUGGAUGUGGAGGACGAAAAGGAGGAACGACCCGGUGAAGAACAAAAAUCGUUCGCUUUAUCAAUGCUACCACGAGAAACAACUGAAGAUCGCGUUCCUCGUUCUGCGUCCAUACUACCGAAGCACACAUUCUUCCGGGAUCCAUCGAUGGAUGCAUAUCCCGAGUUUACAAAAUCUUUCCCUCAGAUGGAGAGGCAGUCAUUGCAGACGGUCGAUCGGAAAACCAUACCCAGAAACGAUACGUCCGCCUUUAAGGCACAUGAAAUUAGUGACAUUUCGUUGGCCACGACAACGAUGGAACCAGAGGUACCGUGCAUUGGUAACAUCACCGGUAUGAUGAGUAUGCGCGAGAUUACGGAACCACUACCACUUGCAUCGUUCCAAGAGCAGUCCAAUUCGGUGUCCGUUAUUUGUCGAGCAGAUGGUCCACGGAGUGAAGCCCCUUUCGAGAAGCGGCAAAAGGAUCUACACGAUGAUACAGUUAGUGUUGAGGCGAUGGCAUUUGUACCGACACGCCAAAACGGUGCAAGUGACGACGAAUUCUACGAUGCUGAAGAUGAUCCAGCCGUAGAACAUGAUCUGCUUGUGGAUCCUCUUUCGCUGACAAAAUCCCGUCAUCUUACGAUGAAGUUUAUCGAUGUAGGACACUUGGAACAGACGAAUUAUAACAUCACGGCACCGGUACAGGGUCCGGUCACUGCAUGUAAGCGUGCUCAUGCGCAAGUACUUAGCUCACCGGUUAUCAAUCGUGCUACCGUGGUUGAUCAGGAUCCCCUUCACAUGACGACGGAACGGCAAACACUGCACAUGAAUGUGGAACAUACACCGCAAGGCCCAAUCAAAAAGCGUCCACGAACAUCCUGCACAAAUCCUGCACCCGUGGAUAUAUCCACGGAAGUUGCAGCAGCUGCAGCUGCUGCUGCUAAAGGAAUCGAGGAACCAUCACCGAUUGAGGAAGUCAUAGUUAAAGAAGAACGCGAAACGCUUACCAACGCUAGUCGCAUUUCUCAGACACUUAUUCACGAUCCGUCCGUGUUCGUGAUGGAAGAACAAAAUCUUCUGGACGAUGAAUCGGAUCUUCCGUGUACUUCAAUGACUGAAGAACUGCAGCCGGAUAAUAACGAACAAACCAGUCCCAAGCAAUGUACCAAACCACCGCCCUCAUCUACAUCACCCCCACCUGUGUGUAUGAUUAUGGAACUGUCCUACUACAAAAACUUUGCCAAUUUAACGAUUGACACGUUCGAUUCGUAUGAGGAAGAACCUUUAACACCAUCACCAGGGGGCGUGGGCGAGAUGGAAGAGCAAGCAGAUGCCCCGGAGGUAAAUGAUCUCGUUGCGGAAUGUAUUUCCGUUAGUGAUGAAGAUUCGCUCAUCGUUACACCUCCGAAGGUACCGUUUUCGCUCGCUUACAAAGGUGACAAUCAGCAAACGGACGUGGUACUCGAUUCCACCAUUGCUAGCAACAUUAUGUAUCAAAUCCGGCAGAAACAUCCAGUUGUGAAGCAUUCUUGCUGCGGUAUGCAGACGGAGUGUCUGUGUCGGAUGCGGAAAGAGUUGAAGCGACAUCGGGAAAUGUCCGAUUUGGUGUGGAAUCGAUGGUGUACUAAGUUCGAGGCAAUCAAGCAACGAAUACCCAAGGUGUCGCACGAAGAACAGCAGACCGAUCAGCAGCGCGAUGACGAGAAUCGAUCCGUGCGGGUAACGCUGGAGGAACAAAUUGAGGAACUGAAUUGGCGGUUGCUGCGUGCGAAGGUGGAUGACGAUUAUCUGUUCGUAAAGGGUGAGCUGAGCAGGGAGGAUUUAUCGCGGCGCAGAAGUAGAACGAUUGUCAGUGGACAGUAUCCGGAAACGCCCAGUGCCGUAUUUUUGGCGGACAACUUUAGAAGCUGUCUUUCGGAACAAUUGUACGUAGACAACAGUCCUCCGUUAGGUGCACCAAGGCCAAGGGUUCCUCGUAUCACACAACUGAUUGCGAAUAAACUAUCCACCGAUACGGGCACCCGUUGGCUGUUGGACUGUUCGGAGGAUGGUGAUGGCGUGCUCUUACUACGACAUCGUACCCUGCGUAGUUUCUACAUAUCGGUACAACUGCAGCCACCACGAAGCAAAACCGGGAAGAUGGUCCGGGACAUCACCGAAAGCUGGCGACUAGAACGGAUACAGGUGCACGAAUGUAUGGAGGAGUACGUACACUCACCCAAGCUACUGCUAGCGCACAUCGAGUUUAUGCGGCUCGCACAGGAAACGACCGAGCGAACACUCCGAUCAACGUACCGAACGGUUGCGGACCUAAUGGGGUUGUGGCAUCACUUCCACGAGCUGAUGCAGCGGGUAUUUGAUGCCGUGAACCGACUAGUGACAAUCAUCCGCAACAACGAAGCACUGUUGUGCUACGAUGCCCAAAUGGAACGGUUUCAUGUGAAGAAGUGCGUAUACCGUGCUCUCGAUGAUGAGGUAAACACACUGCUCGUUCAUUUCAACUGGAUCGCAAGUAUCGGAGCGUCGGGAGUGAGUUUUAAAAGGUCCACAGUAGACCUGAACAAACUUCUUCCCACGUCAACCGGUGCCAAUCAACAACACACGACCGCUCCCGGAAAUUUUAUGCAGGGCGUUGGGACGAACGAAAAGACGGGUCUCAUGUUCCUGGAGUGUUUACUGUGGAACGUGGCAAAGCACUACGAAACGUAG